This is a messenger RNA of Dichomitus squalens LYAD-421 SS1, 2205 nucleotides long. RefSeq names its product alpha/beta-hydrolase. Gene Ontology annotation, molecular function: serine-type carboxypeptidase activity. The record is from RefSeq and is a predicted model, not a curated record. The transcript is spliced from 11 exons. The coding region runs from base 24 to 2036 and encodes 670 amino acids. Gene Ontology annotation, biological process: proteolysis. NCBI's taxonomy places the organism in Eukaryota, Fungi, Basidiomycota, Agaricomycetes, Polyporales, Polyporaceae.
GUGAAGCUUUCCUUUGCAACGUCAUGUACGGCGUCCCAGGUCUUCUGGCGUGCUGCGGAGGAAUCUUGCUGGCGGGCCUAGGAGCUGUGCGUGCACAGACACCACCUAACUCGUACCCGCAUGUGUGGCCGGGGCAACCCAGAGGUCCACUGAGUCCGCUGUGGCAACACUACUUCGAGGUGAAGGGCCCUUUGCCCAAUCUCACGCACGCCCGUCUCCCACGUAGCUUCGCAGGCAACAUACCAGUGGACCGCCCGGGCCACCCAAACGACACGUUCUUCUUCUGGGGUUUCGAGCGUGAGGGAAAGCCUGGAGGGCUCACGGCGCCUGCUUUCCCGCACAACGAUGAGCCAUGGAUCUUGUGGGUCCAGGGAGGGCCGGGUUCGUCUGGCUUGCUUGGAUUGGCUGUCGAAAAUGGUCCAAUUCACGUUUUACCGAACUACACCUGGACCGUCAAUCCAUACAGCUGGAACAAGUUGGCCGAUACCAUUUGGAUCGAUCAACCCGUUGGAACCGGCUUCUCGACUGCCGACACGACCGGUUAUGUGGCCGAUGAAGACCAGAUGGCCGUAGACUUCAUCAACUUCCUAAGGAAUCUCGUGAAGGUCUUCCCGAGUCUCGCGACACGACCUCUGUACCUGGCAGGAGAGAGUUACGCCGGCCAUUAUAUCCCUUAUCUUCUAAAGCAUCUUCUGCCGUUAGAAGAUCCUCCAGUCAACCUACGCAAAAUUGCCAUCGGAAAUGGUUUCAUUGGUUCGUACGCCACAAACCGCGAGACCCCAGUGAUUACCCUACUCGAGUCGUUCCCCGAUCUCAUCGGCUAUGACCCCGACGUCUUCAACUACUUCAAGGAGCAGCAUCAUCUGUGUGGAUUUGACCUCAAUUUGACAUAUCCUCAGACGGAUGGGACGUUCCCACCGCUCAAAUUGCCGUUAGGCCAGAUUGUCAAUCAGACCAACACAUCAGCCCUAGUGAACCAGGCUCUGUUUACCACGCCUUCUCUGAAGCAACAGCUGGCAUCCAAGUAUGCUGCACGCGUACAAAACAACGUCGAUGUAAAGAGGUUGGACGUACUCGAACGACGCGAAGAGGCGCGGGCGCAAUGGAAGCGCGAUCUAUCAGGCCGCCCGAACGGGACAGUCGAUCCCUGGUAUGGCUGUGAUGUUUGGGAGGAGAUGUGGGAUUACGCCCUGAACUUCACCUUCCCUUGGACCAACGGCGGUCUCGACACCUUCGACAUCCCCGACGCGACGUUCCCAGAGCCUACGCUCGACGCCUCCGUCUUCCUCAACGACCCGCGCGUGCGCGCUGCCCUGCACGCGCCCCUCUCCAAGAACUGGACGUCGGCCUUCACGUACCCCUUCGGGAACGUCUACCUCAACAACACCCCGAACAUGCACGGCGACCUCUCCAUCGAGCCCAUCGUCUUCUUCACCGAGCUGUUCGCGAACUCAUCUGCGAAGGGCGUGCCGUGGGUGUUCUACUCGGGCAACGACGACUCCCAGGACGCCCACCGGAGCACCGAGGUCGUCAUCCAGAACUUCACCUUCGGGGGCAUCCAAGGCUUCACAAAGAAGCCGUCGACGCCGUGGUACGACGACGACGGCGCGUUCGCAGGGGUCGUGCACCAGGAGCGGAACGUGUCGUACGUGCUGUUCGACGGCGCGGGACACCUCAUCCCGGAGUACAAGCCGCAGCAGUCGCUCGUGUUCCUCCGCGAGUUCAUCUUGGGCGACAACCCCAACGGGACGGUGCUGGACAACGGGACCGUCGUCGGCGGCGAAAACGCGACGCUUGCCGGGGACUACCUUUUUGGCGGUGGCCAGGUCUUCUAUGGGUCUGCGGCAACGGAGGGCACUGUGAUCGCGCCGCCUGCGACGAUUGCAUCUUGGGACAGCUUCCUUGCCACCGCAACGUUGUUUGCUGCUCCUACUACGACUGCUCCUCCAACUGCUGUAGGCACGGCAAGUUCACUUACAUCGGCCGUCGAUGCAACUACCUUCAGCACAACUGUAGUUCUGCGAAGAUCUACUUGAGUGACUCGGAAUGGGCGUCCACUAGACAGACGCCUCGUGUGGUCAUGUUGUAUUGGUGUGAGGGUAAUUAGGUGCUACAUACUUCUAUUCAAGUCCCACCGCGUGCAUCACUUGUCACUAUGCCACCGCAACAGUCUUUCUCCAAAUAGUCCCUAAGGACUUCCAAGGU